Molecule: messenger RNA, 921 nt
Organism: Penicillium hordei
Lineage: Eukaryota; Fungi; Ascomycota; Eurotiomycetes; Eurotiales; Aspergillaceae
Exons: 2
Coding region: 1-921 (306 amino acids)
Source: RefSeq, a predicted model, not a curated record
AUGGCCGACUUCGCAGCGGGAGGCUCGGCCGGCCUGACCGGCUGGGACCAGUACACAUCGCAGGACCAACUCACCCGCUCCGCCGGUUCACUAAAUGGACACCCCGAUGCCGCGGCUUUAGCCCACCUUUCACGUGCACUGUAUAUCCCUCGUCACGACAGAGAAGCAACUCACCUUGCCGUCCAUGAUAUCAGCACCCAGUAUACAGCUGCUAAGGGCACACUCCCAAUUGGAUGUACCAAGUACGCCGUCGCCAUAGGAGUCAUGCCGAAACCGCAGGGUAAUGGACCAGGUGAUAUCACCGUCUUGUACGACGUGGAUUUUAAUCGUGAAAAAGAUGAAGAAGCGGUAGUAGGAUCAGUGAAAUGCCGAGAACCGUCAUCCUUGUCGGCUGAGGUAGAAUUGGCAAUCUGUACUACCGAAGAGGAAGCUGCCAUCUUAACCACAGAUGGCGCAAAUGAAACCGAGAUGUUCCUUGGUGUGACAUACCCUAUUCCCACCUCAUCAACCCGCACCGGCAUCGUCAAAAACGCCUACUUCACCUUCCAGGUCCCAGAUACCGACGGUGGAUCAACAACCUAUCAAUGGCAGAUCCACCCCAGCCGGAAUGGUCGCCUGCGGUAUACACUUGUCCGCAACCCUUCACCACAGGAAGCACAGCAGGAACCCAGCGAUGGCGAUAUCCAGGCCGUAUAUUAUCAUAUCGGGCUCGAUGACUCGUUGUGGCUAUCAUACAGUGAGGGGCUUCUUCUUCUCCCUUUUGGUCAGAGCUCCGUUAGAGAAAACAUCGUGGUUGCUAGUGCGCUUGGGAUGCUAUGGCGGCUGCGGGAGCUUCACAGGGGAAAGGGUAAGAUUGGGAAGACGAGCGAGAAGAAAUCACGGUUUGGGUCGAUUAAGCGCGUGUUUGGAAGUAAGGAGUAA